UGAGAACCGCUGCUCUAACCACUGAGCAAAUGGCUAGGGUCUUUGUUUUUAUUAUUGAAUGAUCAUCACACCAGAAUGAGAUGCACAUCAUAGGAAGUCCACCAGGAGAUUGCGAAGACAGAAAGAAAUCUCACCUGUUACACAGCCCAGCGGGUGCAGUCUGUUACACACAUGUUCUCCAGGUACACUGUCACUAGUCCUCCCGUGAGAGGGCUUGACCUUUGUCACACAGAGUUCAUCCCAGAUUCACCUGGGAAUGGGGGUGUUUGUGAAUUGCCUUUGUCCAGAGGAAAAACACACUUCUCAUAUCUUUAUGACAAGAGGUAGUUUUGCAGCUUGGAGCCAGGUGUCCACCCAGGUUAGGGUCCCAGCCUCCCAUGGGGACAGGGAGACAGGGCGCUGCCUCUCUUGAUGUUUACAUUCCAAAGAGAUGGCUUCCAGGUCCCUGAGAGAGACAGUCCUGGGUUGUAAAGCUGGCAAGAGGCUUAUUUUGCCUUUGAAAUGAUUUAUGUACAUCUCAAAGAGACAGAGGAAGAACCUGUGUUUAGAAGUUUUCUAAAGAAAUGUUCUGAAGGAAAGGGGAGGGGUUUCUCCCUUUCUGCACGAGGGAAAAAUGUUUUUUCUGUAUUUUAGAUUCAUAUUUACCCUUAUCUCCCCCACCCCCACCCCACUUCUCUUGACAGGGUCCAGAUUCCCAGUCUGGGAAGGGGACCUGGGAGAGAAGAGGGGGACCCUUAAGAUGGGAGGCCUCGGGGGCUCUCGAGGGCCCCAGGUAGGGAGCAAGAUAAGACAGGGUUUCUUGUGAGGGUGGCUGGACUGAGGUGCCCUGGAGGAAGCUCCAGCUGAUGGCCAGGAAAGCCCCAUGGUCGCAGCUGCUGGAGCUGAUCUGAGAGCCACAGGUCCUCAGUGGGGCUCUUUGGGAGUGUGGGGUCUACGGGGAAGCAGGCGUGUGAAGCCAGAAUCCUGUUUGUAGCAGAGGCAGUCCCUGGUACCUGGUGGAGAGAAUGAACCGCAGGCUGCCCACAGCCCACCUCUGAGUGCCACAGCGCUGCCAGGUGUUCUCUGUGUGGGGGCUGUGUCCCAGGUCCCGGGUCUUCCUCCGUGGGCACCAAGAGUUCCUGUCCUCCAGAUGAAGGGGAAUAGAGUAUGUACAUGUCAGGUGGCAACGUGUCAUGGAGGAAUGCGAGGUGGAGUUAGGCUUGUGACUUUACCCAGAGUGCCAGGGAAGGCCGUGCUGAGGAGGUGACCCCUGAAAGAGUUGAGGCGGGCCAUGCCAAGAUCUGAGACAGAACACCCCAUGCAGAGGGGCAGCCAGUGCAAAGCCCGAGGCUUCUGAGCAGCAUGACCUGUCCCCCAUCAUGUUCCAGGCACGAGGAACCAUCAGGAAAUGUUCUGACAACUGGAGCAUUAACCAUCCAGGCCAACUCUGUUUCCUUUGCUCCCAUCUCACGCACAGACCGAGUCGGGGCACCGUGCUGAUGCUGUGGGUCCCCCGGGAUGGAGAGCAGCCUGGCUGGUGCCAGCACAGGAGACCGGCUGGUGAUGAAGAUCAAGCCAGAGAAGCCAGAGUGGCUGCUGCAGAACCUGGCGCCGCCCGCUGCGCUUUCCAAGGACAAGGAAAACAUUUUCCAGCAGCCCCACGGCCUCCCACCAUGCCAGGCUUUGGGGAAACCCCGUUCCUUGGGGGGACAGGAGGAGACUGGGGGUCCCAGGUGGACCCCUCCCACUGAGCAGGAUGCUGGGCUGGCAGGCCAGGUUCCGGGGGCAGCCCCCGGCCCCCUGAGCCCCGUUCUGUCUGCCAGCGAGGGCCAUUUUGUGUGCCUGGACUGCGGGAAGAGGUUCAGCUGGUGGUCGUCCCUGAAGAUCCACCAGCGCACCCACACCGGGGAGAAGCCUUACCUGUGCGGCAGCUGCGGCAAGAGCUUCAGCCAGAAGCCCAACCUGGCGCGCCACCAGCAGCAGCACACGGGCGAGCGGCCCUUCCGCUGCCCCGAGUGCGCCAGGCGCUUCAGCCAGAAGCAGCACCUGCUCAAACACCAGAAGACCCAUUCGCGGCCCGCCACCUACUCG
This is a messenger RNA of Myotis brandtii (Brandt's bat), 2070 nucleotides long. It is a transcript of the gene ZNF775, whose product is annotated as zinc finger protein 775. The transcript is spliced from 3 exons. Lineage: Eukaryota; Metazoa; Chordata; Mammalia; Chiroptera; Vespertilionidae. The annotation marks the transcript as partial. Gene Ontology annotation, biological process: regulation of transcription by RNA polymerase II. The record is from RefSeq and is a predicted model, not a curated record. Gene Ontology annotation, molecular function: DNA-binding transcription factor activity; RNA polymerase II cis-regulatory region sequence-specific DNA binding.